CAUGUUGUGUCUUUUUGCGUAGUUCUCAAAACCGAAGCUACAGAAAGUUGCAAAUUUUUUCUCGUUUUCGUAUUGCCCGAGCACAAAAUGAUAGGGUGGGAAGAUGUGUACAAUGUGGUGGUGGCCGUGACACCACUCUACGUCGCGCUGAUGCUGGGGUACGCGUCGGUCAAGUGGUGGAAGAUAUUUGCGCGCGAACAGUGCGACGCGAUAAACCAGCUGGUUUGCUACUUCACCCUCCCUCUCUUCGCCUUUGAGUUCGUGGCCCAUGUGGAUCCGUUCCAGAUGAACUACAUGUUUAUCGCGGGGGAUGCGAUCUCCAAAGUGAUUAUAGUGGCUGUGCUUGCUUUGUGGGCCAAGUGCGGCAGCAAAGGGAGCUAUUGCUGGUCCAUAACAAGCUUCUCCUUGACUACUUUAACCAAUUCUUUGGUUGUGGGGGUUCCUCUUAUUAAGGCCAUGUACGGCCAGCUGGGCGUCGACCUUGUCGUCCAGGCAUCAGUGAUCCAGGCAAUCAUCUGGUUGACGGUUCUACUGUUUGUUCUGGAGAUCAGACGGAGUCAGACCGACUACUCAACGGAUCAUGAAACUGUUGUGGGAGAUUCGCGCGUCCUGUCCAUUGAACUCGGAAAAGAUUUGGACGGGAAUAGUAUUGAUGGUAAUGCGGUAGCAGUGAGCGAUACAAGGCGGCCAGCAUUCUGGUGUUUGAUGAAGAUCGUUUGGCUUAAACUUGCUAUGAAUCCUAACUCUUAUGCUUGCAUUGUUGGACUCACUUGGGCUUUCUUGUCCAAAAGGUGGCAUCUUGAAAUGCCUCCUAUCAUAGAAGGAUCUGUGCAGAUCAUCUCUAAAGCUGGAACUGGAACUGCCAUGUUUAGCAUGGGAAUGUUUAUGGCGUCGCAGGAGAAAUUGAUAGCGUGCGGGAUGAGUUUAACAGCAUUUGGGAUGGUGUUGAAGUUCAUAGCUGGACCAGCAGCCAUGGCCAUCGGUGCUAUUGCCGUAGGUCUGCACGGCAACGUUCUACGUGUUGCUAUCAUCCAGGCAGCCCUACCACAAUCCAUUACCUCUUUCAUAUACGCCAAAGAAUAUGGAUUGCACGCUGAUGUGCUUAGCACCGCGGUAAUAUUUGGCAUGAUGGUCUCUCUUCCAGUGUUGAUAGCAUAUUUUGCAAUUUUAGAGUUUCUACAUUGAUCCUAAAUAUUUACGAAGCUUAAAGAAAGCUGAGUUACAUGAAAUAUUAUUGUUAUAGGGAUCAUCUUGGUACCCAUAAUUGAUAUUGCCCACUCUGCUCGUUCUGGAAUGUCUUAAUUACUACUCCUAACUUCUUGAAAAUUUUGAUAAUAACCUUCUCAUUAUUAAAGUCCAGUAUUCUAUUU
Rhododendron vialii is the source of this 1370-nucleotide messenger RNA. Its product is annotated as auxin efflux carrier component 5. The transcript has 5 exons. Gene Ontology annotation, molecular function: auxin efflux transmembrane transporter activity. Lineage: Eukaryota; Viridiplantae; Streptophyta; Magnoliopsida; Ericales; Ericaceae. Bases 88 to 1185 code for a protein of 365 amino acids. The record is from RefSeq and is a predicted model, not a curated record. Gene Ontology annotation, cellular component: endoplasmic reticulum; plasma membrane. Gene Ontology annotation, biological process: auxin export across the plasma membrane; auxin polar transport.